Capronia epimyces CBS 606.96 is the source of this 1776-nucleotide messenger RNA. RefSeq lists its product as uncharacterized. The record is from RefSeq and is a predicted model, not a curated record. Gene Ontology annotation, molecular function: DNA-binding transcription factor activity; transcription cis-regulatory region binding. The transcript has 2 exons. Gene Ontology annotation, cellular component: nucleus. Bases 1 to 1776 code for a protein of 591 amino acids. Gene Ontology annotation, biological process: positive regulation of transcription by RNA polymerase II. Lineage: Eukaryota; Fungi; Ascomycota; Eurotiomycetes; Chaetothyriales; Herpotrichiellaceae.
AUGGAGGCCGCCCUGAAUGAUCUAGAUCCUGUACCAAUGGAUGACCAGCAGGCGUGGGAGCUUUCUUAUCAUGAAGGGCCUAUGAUCGAGAUGGAUCACGACGACAACAACUGGCAGCUGCCUUCCCAUGCAUCAUUCCAGGGGAAAGACCCUAUCUUGUCGGCGAUGUUGACGAGUGCAGACAUGUUUUCUCCCAGCCCGCCCAUGCCAAUGCCCAUCACCUACAGCCCCGACGUCUCUGAUCUCGACUUCGACUCCAUACGACUCCUACUAGAUCGCUAUCAGCAUACAUUGGUGCCAUACUUUGUUCCUGUCCGGAUUCGAGCAAAGUCUCCCUGGGAGACCCUCCACAUUCCCAAAGUCCAUGAGACACUGGGGGAGGUGAUGGUCAGGGGGGACGGAGGCAAUGCGAGAUUGGCUUUGACUUUCGCCGUCUUGGGCGCAAGUGCCUUCCAUCUUGAUAUCCUACGACCGAGGACGAACGCGGUGGCUGGUCCCCUAUGGAGAGUUCUGGGUGACCGCUACCGAGUGCGGGCCAAGAGUCGACUCAAGUCAUGCCUACGCAAUAUUUCGUCCGGCAAGAAAGAGGAAGACUAUAAGGAUGUACUGGUCGCCUUGUUGAGCAUGGUGACGAUAAGUGUUGUCAGUGGAGAGAUGGACGAAGCAUAUGCCUAUCUGCGCGACAUUGAGCGCUUGAUUGCCUUAUAUGGCGUCGACAAGAUCCGCAAAUCUGUGGGUGUGCGAAUGCUGCACAGCACGUUCCUAUAUCUUCGCACCUUGCAGGCGAGCAUCGGCAUCUUCGGCCACAGCGCCCCUGGGGCCAUGUUAAACGGGCAUCUCAGAGGGUCGGGUGACGGCGAAAGCGCAAGUGCAAGAGCAAGUGCUUCAAUGCUCGCGAGCCAGAACGCCGGCCUGUGGACAGAGCUGCUCCAAGCAGAGGAACACUCCGAUUCCACCGCCACGAGGCAGACGGGUGAUCAACCUCGAGUAUGCCACUCUUGUGGAGCCAACAAAUCCAUCUUCGAGCAGAUCUACUCGGUGCCCGAAUCCUUGUUCCUCCUCAUAUCGCGCGCCACAGUUCUGACCCAAGAAGUUCAACGGCUCAAGCAAGAGCAAGCUAGAUCAGGCCACGUCGACCACGAUCCAUUUUCGGUCAAAGUCAGUCAGCUGGAGACGGACAUCUGUGGCUGGAAGAAUGACAUUGACAUGCCUAUGCCUGGUCCCAGCCAAAACACUGCUAGGACUAAUACUGCACACUGCUCGAACUGCCACUUGACAAUCUCGAGGCCUGAUGCCGAGUCCGAGUCUGAGUCAGGUAUGAAUCUGAAUCUUGAUCAGAAUCAGAAUGGCCAGAGACCGCCACUGUGUGAAGCCUUGUUAUACCAUUUCAGGGAAGCCCUACACGCGGCCCUCCUGAUCUACUUCUACCGAUGUGUUCGGAACGUCGACACACUGUUCUUACAGCAGUUCGCCGAGAAGACAAUCGAGCAUUUACUCCGAUAUGCCGAAUAUAAGCGACAGUCCCUAGAUCCGUCCUCGAAUCUCUGCUGGCCCGGAUUCAUUGCCGGGUGUGAAGCAAUGGAUCCGAAGAGCCGACGUCGCAUCUCAGCCUGGUUCACCGCCGAAACGGCCCAGACGGGCAUUCGCAUGUUCGAAGUCGCAGGCCAAGCUGUGCAGCAGGUCUGGGAUGCGCGAGAGCUGGCAAAUGAUCGAAACCUGCCUUGGUCUCAAGUGCUCAAGGAGAGCAGGACGCUGGACAAACUGGUGCUCAGUUGA